AUCCAAAAGUGUAGAAUAAAACAGGUAAUAAAUUCACAUAAUUUCUGUAGGAAGAUUUGGAUUUGGAUUUAGAUUAUACCAAGAAUAUAAAAAGAUAGAAUGCUGAACAUGAGCAUUUCCCCCUGUCCCAUCAUUCCCCGCUUAGUCCCACAGCUUGAUCGCUGUGAAAUAUCUUCCCUCAAGCACCGGUUGCGUCAUUAUCACCUCCGCGGCGGCACACGACGGCUUCUUCUGAUGGUUUCUCCCAACAAUCUCCCAACCACCGCCUCUCAUUUCAGACACGUAGACGCCAUGGUCCCCCAGCCUUCCGCCGCCGCAGCCAAGCUUUCCCAAUUGAAAGCCGUCGUCUUGGGCGAGGCUCCUGCUUCCGAAGACGAUGAAGUCGUUGUCCCAAGCCAUGAAUUCUCUCGCCAGGCUCUGGUUCCUUCUACACAAAAGUACCUGGAGAUGUACAAAUCAUCAAUAGAGGACCCUGCUAAAUUUUGGUCAAGCAUUGCAUCAUCGGAGUUUUACUGGAAACAGAGAUGGGGAGAUCAGGUUUACUCCGAGAAUCUCGAUGCAAGGAAAGGGAAUAUCAAGAUCGAGUGGUUCAAAAGCGGUAUCACGAAUGUGUGUUACAAUUGCUUAGAUAGAAACAUAGAUGCCGGACUUGGAGACAAAAUUGCUAUUUAUUGGGAAUCCAAUGAACCUGGCUUUGAUGCCACUCUAACUUACUCCGAAUUGCUACACCGAGUUUGCCAGCUUGCUAACUACCUGAAAAGUAUCGGUGUUGGAAAGGGUGAUGCUGUUGUUGUUUAUUUGCCUAUGUUAAUGGAACUCCCUAUCACCAUGCUUGCAUGUGCUCGUAUUGGUGCAGUUCACUCGGUCGUCUUUGCUGGAUUCUCUGCAGAAUCUCUAGCCCAACGAAUUGUGGACUGUAAACCAAAAGUUGUUAUUACUUGUAAUGCUGUUAAAAGAGGCCCUAAGACCAUCCACCUAAAGGACAUUGUUGAUGCUGCCCUUAUUGAAUCCGCCAAUAACAGGAUCUCUGUAGAUGUAUGCUUAACCUAUGAAAACCAAUCAGCACAGAAUAGGGAAAGCACUAAAUGGGAGAAAGGAAGAGAUGUAUGGUGGGAGGAUGUUGUCCCAAAAUUUCCAACUUCUUGUGAUGUUGAAUGGGUUGAUGCAGAAGAUCCCCUUUUUCUGUUGUAUACCAGUGGGAGUACUGGGAAGCCAAAGGGCGUACUUCAUACAACUGGAGGAUAUAUGGUGUACGCAGCUACAACAUUUAAAUAUGCAUUUGACUACAAGGACUCUGAUGUUUACUGGUGCACAGCUGACUGUGGUUGGAUUACGGGACACAGUUAUGUUACUUAUGGACCCAUGCUUAAUGGAGCAACAGUUGUUGUGUUUGAGGGGGCCCCAAAUUACCCUGAUCCUGGACGAUGUUGGGACAUUGUCGACAAAUACAAGGUGACCAUAUUCUACACUGCCCCUACAUUGGUGCGCUCUCUCAUGCGUGAUGGUGAUGAGUAUGUCACUCGCUACUCUCGGAGGUCCCUGCGUGUCCUUGGAAGUGUUGGUGAGCCUAUUAAUCCAACUUCUUGCAGGUGGUUUUUUAAUGUUGUUGGAGGGUCUAGUUGCCCUAUUUCUGACACUUGGUGGCAAACAGAAACAGGUGGCUUUAUGAUUACUCCUCUACCGGGGGCCUGGCCACAGAAGCCUGGUUCUGCAACCUUUCCUUUCUUCGGAGUUCAGCCUGUCAUAGUGGAUGAGAAAGGAGUUGAGCUUGACGGUGAGUGCAAUGGUUACUUGUGUGUGAAAAGCUCAUGGCCCGGUGCAUUUCGAACUCUUUAUGGUGACCAUGAGAGAUACGAGACAACAUACUUUAAGCCAUUCCCUGGGUAUUAUUUUACUGGUGAUGGCUGCCGCAGGGACAAGGAUGGUUACCACUGGCUUACGGGAAGAGUCGACGAUGUUAUUAAUGUUAGUGGACAUCGUAUUGGCACAGCUGAGGUGGAAUCUGCUCUAGUUUUUCAUCCUCAUUGUGCAGAAGCUGCUGUGGUUGGUGUCGAACACGAGGUUAAAGGGCAGAGCAUAUAUGCCUUUGUAACUCCUGUGGAAGGCAUUUCUUACAGCGACGAACUCCGAAAGAGCCUUAUACUCACUGUGCGAAAACAGAUAGGAGCAUUUGCAGCACCUGACAAAAUACACUGGGCACCUGGCCUGCCGAAAACAAGGAGUGGGAAGAUAAUGCGGAGGAUUCUGAGGAAAAUAGCGUCUAGACAAUUGGAUGAACUCGGAGACACGAGCACGCUGGCUGAUCCCGGUGUUGUUGAUCAGCUUAUUGAACUUGCGGAUGACUGAAACUGUAACCAUGCGUUCCUUGCUUCCUUGCCGGGAAAGGAAUCGUUCCCAUUUGGACGGUGUGUUCACCUUCUUUCUGCCUCUUGGCUGCUUCUAGUUUGAUUUGAAGUACCUGCUUUAAUUUUUGCCCUGUAUUGGAGGUUGCCUCGUCCAUAUGCCACCAAUAUUUCUAUGGAAUCCUAUAUACAUUUGUACUAUUUAAGAAAAUAAUAGUGAUAGAAUAAGAAGAAAGAAGAAGAAUUCAUAAAUGUA
Hibiscus syriacus is the source of this 2598-nucleotide messenger RNA. RefSeq names its product acetyl-coenzyme A synthetase, chloroplastic/glyoxysomal-like. Bases 100 to 2346 code for a protein of 748 amino acids. NCBI's taxonomy places the organism in Eukaryota, Viridiplantae, Streptophyta, Magnoliopsida, Malvales, Malvaceae. The record is from RefSeq and is a predicted model, not a curated record. Gene Ontology annotation, molecular function: AMP binding; acetyl-CoA synthetase activity. The transcript is spliced from 18 exons.